GAAUCAGUUCACGUUGUGUAUUAGGCCAAUUCAGUCAUCGCGUUGCAAAUCAUGAUAACAGACGUGCUGUGUGCGAUUUGCAGCUGGAUUGUGUCAUCCAAUUUGGUGGUACUGAUUUGUUUGGCUCUAGUGCUAGCAUAUCGUUUCGGAUCCCAUAAUCAUGAUUUCUUCACAAGUAAAGGAAUACCUGGUCCGAGACCACUUCCGUUUGUGGGAAACACGUGGCAGUGGCUGCUGGGAAAAGUAUCGUUCUUUGAUGUAUUUCAAGAGUUGUACCAGUCGUUCAAAGAACACAAACUGUUCGGGCUGUUUGACUUCAUGGGGCCAGUCUAUGUGUUGCGAGAUUUUGAUUUGGUGAAACAGGUUUGCAUCAAGGACUUUGACAGCUUUACUGAUAGACGGUUUCAGUUCAACGAGGAGUCGGAUCCACUGUUUUCUAACGCUUUGUUUGCAAUUAAGGGGACACGAUGGCGGAAUAUGAGAGCGAUCCUUAGUCCGGCUUUUACGGGUAGUAAAAUGAGAGGAAUGUUCCAGUUUAUCACUGAUUAUUGUCAAAAAGCGAAUGACACCGUUAAAGAGAUCGUAGGUUCAACUGGAGCCAAAGAAGUCGAUAUUCGUGAUAUUUUCAACAAAUACUCCAACGACAUAAUUGCAAGCUGUGCGUUUGGUUGGGAAAUGAACGUCCUUAAGGAUGGCGAAAACGAGUUUUACCGCCAGGCUAAACAUAUGACACAUUUGAAUACAUGGCAAUGGGUAAAGUUUAUGAUGUUCAGUUCGUUUCCGCGACUAGCAAAAAUCCUACGAAUUCGACUGUUUGACCAAAUGACUACGGAUUUCAUGAGAGAAGCAGUUCGUAUCGUAAUUGAACAGCGUGAGAAGAACAAUGUUGUGAGACCAGAUUUGAUUCAUCUGCUGAUGCAAGCUCGUGACCAGAAGCUGAAAUUUGGUGAUUUUGAUCGAGAAUCUGAGGUGAAUACUGUCGAGGAAGUCAGUUACACACCAAAUUGGACCCACGACGACUUCGUAUCACAAUGUGCCGUAUUUGUAUUUGGUGGCCUUGACACCGUGACAAAUAUUGCCUCUUUCAUGGCCCAUGAAUUGGCCAUUAAUCAGCACGUCCAGGUCAAAUUACGCGAAGAAAUCGAGUCCAUAUUGAACGAUAGAGAUGGACAAUCAGUCACUUAUGAAGACAUUCACUCCAUGGUGUACUUAGACCAAGUUCUUACAGAAACUCUUCGCAAAUGGCCCCAGGCGAUUUUCAUCGAUCGCGUCUGUACAAAACCGUAUGAUCUGAACGUUGAUGGUCGAGUGAUUUCGCUGAAGCAAGGUGACACAAUUUGGAUCCCGGCUCUUCCUAUGCACCGAGAUCCUCGCUACUUCUCAGAUCCGGAAGUUUUCGAUCCAGAUAGAUUUGCUCCAGAUCGGCGCGAUGACCUGGGGGAUUUUGUCCUUAUGGCUUUUGGGAUUGGCCCUCGGCUAUGCUUGGGUAAUCGAUUUGCUUUGAUGGAGAUCAAAACCAUGUUUUUCUGGCUUCUAACAAAGUUCGAGUUAACACGAUCUGACAAGACUCAACAUCCACCAAAGCUGGGUAAAAGUCUUAUGAUUCCGGAAGUAAAAGAUGGAUACUGGCUGAACCUUAAAUUGAGGAAAUAAACGGUAAAACGUAAAAAAUCGCCAAUAGUCCCUUUUCAGCUAAGUUGUUCGACAUCGACUUUUGCAACUUUUCAGCUUUCACACGGCAAAAGAACCAAUCUCAGUCAAUGAUGCCAAUUUAUAUGGUUUGCAACAGCAGUCCUCUUCCAGAAGAAAUUCUAGAAUGCUUCGUAAAGCAUGAACAGAGUUCUUGGAACUUUUCAAUUCGGCUCGGGAUAUUUUUUUUCUAUUUGAAUCUUUUUUUGAAUGGAUCCUCCCAGCAUCAGUCAAAGCCAUUCACCCGAAGGAUGCAUUAUUUUAUGCGAAAGGAAAAAGAUAUCAAGAUUUCAGAACUGAUGACGAGCAGAGGACUCAUUCUAAUUGCACUGAAAUUCGAUCGGUUUGCAUUCGGUAGUCGUGUUUGAUUUUCUUGCAUCCUCACACAGGUGUGCAGUUGGAAUGUUUAAGCUGGAGAGUGGCUUUUGAAUUUUAAGUUUUUUUAGUUUGAAUUUUCUACUCAUUGAAUAAAAUUAAAAAUUAGUGAGUGUUCAAGCUGGAGAGUGGCUUUUGGAUUUGUAGUUUUUUUUUUUCAGUUUGAGUUUUCUGCUCAUAGAGUCAAAUUGAAAAUUAGUGGAACACAAUAUCAUACAUCUUCAUCUAUUUGUUGAUCGAUGUCAUUGAUUUUCACAACUUUUUUUGAAGACGGCAUCUGAUUACAUGACGAGCUCUACAAUCUAUCAUGAGAACGCCUUGAAUGAUUUUUUUUUUCAAAGGAAUCAGGACGAUUUUGUUAUUUGAUAUUUUAUUGGGAACCCUUCGAAGAAAAAAUGUUAUAUUCAUUCAUAAAAAUAGAAAAGAGACAUGAGAAUAAAUUUGAAAAAAUAUCGUGGAAAAUGUGCAGCUAUACAUCUGUAAAAAAUGGAACGAUUUCUGGAAUUAACUGAUUGUAAAACUACCUAUAUAAAAUAGUAUUCAUAGAAUUUCGAAUUAAAAAUACCCCUUUACUUUUAAUUUUAACAGAAGUCAUGUAGGAAUCAUUAUUUCCAGUGGUUUGAUGCGUGCAAUAUUCAUCAUCUCCAACCCUUACCCUUAAGAAUUUUUGUGACAAGGCCACGAAAUUGCUUUCGGUUUCCUGGAGUUCAAACCACCAGUUCAAGUUUAUGCGUACAAUAAAACUUUAUAGCUACAAUCUUAGCACAACCCUU
Messenger RNA from Culex pipiens pallens (northern house mosquito), 2837 nucleotides. Its product is annotated as probable cytochrome P450 9f2. Gene Ontology annotation, molecular function: iron ion binding; oxidoreductase activity, acting on paired donors, with incorporation or reduction of molecular oxygen; monooxygenase activity. The transcript has 3 exons. NCBI's taxonomy places the organism in Eukaryota, Metazoa, Arthropoda, Insecta, Diptera, Culicidae. The coding region runs from base 52 to 1653 and encodes 533 amino acids. The record is from RefSeq and is a predicted model, not a curated record.